Molecule: messenger RNA, 801 nt
Organism: Linum trigynum
Lineage: Eukaryota; Viridiplantae; Streptophyta; Magnoliopsida; Malpighiales; Linaceae
Source: the annotation of a GenBank genome assembly
GGUAACUCAAUACACAUUCAAAUGUACAAUUCUUCAUCCGUCAAGUUUCCCCUUCCUGCACUCGACAAGGCAACGCUUAAACCUCCUCUCUCACGUCCUUAUUUGCCGCCGCUCCUAGCCUCUUACAUAGCAUCUUCACCAGAACACCACCCCUCCUUGACCCUUUGUUGCCUUCCUUCCGUUCAUCGAUUCUUUUGCUCAUCGUCCGUUCAACAGUGUACUAGUGGGGUAGAUUCCAACCUGGUAACGCCUUCUUUGGUUGCUAAUCGUCGUCGAGAAAGAAGAACAGAAGGAGAUCAUGGUUGCUCAUUUUGGAGGCUUGGCUCUCUCGAUUUUCUCCAUGGAAAUUCUGGUUCGACGGCUUGUAUUGAAGGUGGGAAGGUCCUUUACAAUGUGGAAGACUUGACGGUUGAAGGUGAAGCCUGGAAGGUCGUGAUCAAAGCCAUCCAAGUGCCUAAUGCGAAACUGAGAAGUUGUCCGAUUUUUACUAAGGAAAAACACGAGUCUGAGGAGCUGAGGCUUCAUAUAUGGAGUUUGAGAAGGAACCAGGAGGUGAUUCAGGCUGGGAAAAAUAGAGUGAAAUGUUAUAAACCCAGAACGGGCAUUGAUUGAUCUCGACUUGGCUGGGAAGGCAAGGAUCGAAGGGUCCAAAGAUGCUAGCUGGAGGUGCCAAAAAUCUGAGCUCCAUUCGGAUUCCAUGUUCUUUGCGGAAUUACUUGUUAGUUCGUUUCCCAGUUGAAUUAGGUUAACUAUAGUCCUAGUAUUAGUUUGUUUGUAAUUGAUUAAACCUAUAAAAGGCCU